GGAGGGCUACAAAUAGUGCAGACAGCUAAGGGGCUCCGUCACCCAUCUUCACAUCCACUCCAGCCGGCUGCCCGCCCGCUGCCUCCUCUGUGCGUCCGCCCAGCCAGCCUCGUCCACGCCGCCACCAUGAGCCAGGCCUACUCGUCCAGCCAGCGCGUGUCCUCCUACCGCCGCACCUUCGGCGGCGCCCCGGGCUUCUCUCUGGGCUCCCCGCUGAGCUCUCCCGUGUUCCCUCGAGCAGGCUUCGGUACCAAGGGCUCCUCGAGUUCAAUGACAUCCCGCGUGUACCAGGUGUCGCGCACGUCGGGCGGGGCUGGAGGCUUGGGGUCGCUGCGGUCUAGCCGGCUGGGGACCACCCGAGCGCCAUCCUAUGGCGCGGGCGAGCUGCUGGACUUCUCCCUGGCCGACGCUGUGAACCAGGAGUUCCUGGCCACGCGCACCAACGAGAAGGUGGAGCUGCAAGAGCUCAAUGACCGCUUCGCCAACUACAUCGAGAAGGUGCGCUUCUUGGAGCAGCAGAACGCCGCGCUCGCCGCCGAGGUCAACCGGCUCAAGGGCCGCGAACCGACUCGGGUCGCCGAGCUCUACGAGGAGGAGAUGCGCGAGCUGCGGCGCCAGGUGGAGGUGCUCACCAACCAGCGCGCCCGGGUCGACGUGGAGCGUGACAACCUGAUAGACGACCUGCAGAGGCUCAAGGCCAAACUACAGGAGGAAAUCCAACUAAGAGAAGAAGCAGAGAACAACUUGGCUGCCUUCCGAGCGGAUGUGGAUGCAGCCACUCUAGCUCGUAUUGACCUGGAGCGCAGAAUCGAAUCCCUCAACGAGGAGAUCGCGUUCCUUAAGAAAGUGCAUGAAGAGGAGAUCCGUGAGCUUCAGGCCCAGCUUCAGGAACAGCAGGUCCAGGUGGAGAUGGACAUGUCCAAGCCGGACCUCACAGCUGCCCUCAGGGACAUCCGGGCUCAGUAUGAGACCAUCGCGGCUAAGAACAUCUCUGAGGCUGAAGAAUGGUACAAGUCCAAGGUUUCAGACUUGACUCAGGCAGCCAAUAAGAACAACGAUGCGCUGCGCCAAGCCAAGCAGGAGAUGAUGGAAUACCGACACCAGAUCCAGUCCUACACCUGCGAGAUUGAUGCCCUCAAGGGCACCAACGACUCCCUGAUGAGGCAGAUGAGGGAGCUGGAGGAUCGCUUUGCCAGCGAGGCCAAUGGCUAUCAGGACAACAUUGCGCGCCUGGAGGAGGAGAUCCGACACCUAAAGGAUGAGAUGGCCCGCCAUCUGCGCGAGUACCAGGACCUGCUCAAUGUGAAGAUGGCCUUGGAUGUGGAGAUCGCCACCUACCGGAAGCUACUGGAGGGCGAGGAGAGCAGGAUCAACCUUCCUAUCCAGACCUUCUCUGCUCUCAACUUCCGAGAAACCAGCCCCGAGCAAAGGGGUUCUGAAGUCCAUACCAAAAAGACAGUGAUGAUCAAGACCAUUGAGACCCGGGAUGGAGAGGUUGUCAGCGAGGCUACACAGCAACAACAUGAAGUGCUGUAAGCCAGGAAUUCAGUGUCCUGGCCCCGUCCUCACUGCCUCCUGAAGCCAGCCUCUUCCACUCUCGGAUAUCACACCCAGCCACUUUUCUCCACUCACAGGCUCUGACCCCCCCUCACCGAUCACCCCUUUGUGGUCUUCAUGCUGCCCAACCCCAGGGAACCCCUCAGCCACCUCUGCAGACCCUCCCAUGAGCCCUGGCUAUUGGCAGGUGUCAAAGCUGGCUCUUAAGAGAGAACCCAGCUCAAGUCAUCGCCCUUCCCCUUCCACCUUUGUGACCCCUGGCUUAGGAGAGGGUACCAGAGAGGGUGUUGGGAUCUGCAGGGUCAGGACCGAGUUUGUGGACAUCCCCAGCCUGGGUCAGAGACAGAAUGAAGCCUCAGCGAGCUGAGAUGGAGAGUGGGGGGCCUGAAAACUGCCCUCAUGGCCCCUCUCUUUCCCAUCGCAGCCCAGGAUGGCCUUGGAAAGCGGGGGCUGUAAGAGGGAAGCGGAAGGUGCUGGAUGUGGGAGCAGGAGCUACAGAAGGAGAGAGGAUGGGUGAGGAGCUGGAGAGGAAGGAAGAGAGAGGCAGAGAGUGGGCUCAGGUUGGUGGGAGGGUACCACCUCCCCUGCCUGCCCCUCCCACCGCAGGGGCCUGGACAGAAACAAUAAUAAAGAGACAAGCACAAACCUGCAUGGCCCUGUCAUCUUGACUGUGUCUCAGGGGGAGUCUGGACCGUGUCACACCCCCAUUGCCCUGGGAUGAACUGUGUCAGUGUCAUGCUCAGCGAGAUUGAACAGUAGGCCUCUGGGUGCUGUAGUCUGGGGAGCGUGGGGUGCUGGAGAAGGGGUUUCUGUUAAAAAGCCACAGAGCCUUCGGUCCAGCCUUCUAUCCCCUUAGGCUACCUAUCCCCUUAAUAUCACCUGGGCAUCGGGUAAGGUAGGGAUGGGGACAGUCCUAUUCUACAGACUGGCUGUGAAGGAAGUUCCCUCGGUCCUUUUGUCCCCAAGGCACUGCCAGUCCCUUUCCAUUGAGACAAUGUCUCCUGUAACCCAGACUGGCUGCAAACUCCCUCUGUACCCAACCAUUCAGCUUUAAACUCCUCAUCCUCGAGGCUCAGCCUUUUAACCCUUUCUUUAAUGCGCAGAAGCCGAUCCAGGCAAAAUAACGUUGUUCACAGAAGUGCAAAGACAAGACUUUUUACUUGGGUGAAAAACAGCUCGGCACUCUUAAGAGAAUGUCAAGCCACCCUCUAUCCAUAAGCAGUUCCAAUGGAAUUUAGUCUCAAUUAAAAUACCAGAGGGAGCCAGGGCCGGUGUGCUGCCUGUAAUCCUAACAGGGGCUCAAGAGGUUGGGACCAGAAGACUUCAGGUUCAAAGCCAGCCUCUGCUUCCUAAUGAGGCCCUGUAUAAGAAACAAAACAAAACAAAUACAAACAACAACACCCAAGAACAAACAGAAGGAAAAUUUGAGGUAGUUAGGGGAAAUGGAAGGGUAUAGGAGUUAUUGAAGAAAAGAAAAGAGAAAUCAAUUGAAUAAAAUAUGUAUAUGU
Messenger RNA from Mus musculus (house mouse), 3065 nucleotides. It is a transcript of the gene Des, whose product is annotated as desmin. Gene Ontology annotation, cellular component: cell tip; intermediate filament cytoskeleton; cardiac myofibril. The transcript is spliced from 9 exons. The record is from RefSeq and is marked reviewed. Gene Ontology annotation, biological process: intermediate filament organization. Gene Ontology annotation, molecular function: cytoskeletal protein binding; identical protein binding. Bases 127 to 1536 code for a protein of 469 amino acids. Lineage: Eukaryota; Metazoa; Chordata; Mammalia; Rodentia; Muridae.